Molecule: messenger RNA, 1827 nt
Organism: Pocillopora verrucosa
Lineage: Eukaryota; Metazoa; Cnidaria; Anthozoa; Scleractinia; Pocilloporidae
Source: RefSeq, a predicted model, not a curated record
AUGCUGUUUGUUUUCUACUGCUUUGUUCUCACCGUUUUGGCUUCUCUAAUACCAGAAGGACAAGGCAAUUGCCGCAAUUUAAAGUUCACCAGUUUUCCUAAACUUGGCUUCCGGUUGGAGAAUCACACGGUUCGAACUAUUGACGUUGUCAACGAGGAUCUCUGCAUGUUUCAAUGCUACCUGGAACCUAACUGCGUCAGUUAUAACUUCUGUGAGAUAAAACAGUCUUCUGGAAAACACAAGUGUGAUCUGAAUAACGCGACUAUUGAACACGAUGAAGACCUGGUGCAAAACGAAAGUUGUAGUUACCGCGGAGCAGAGAAUGCUUGUAAGCAAAAUCCUUGCAAGAAUAACGCAACAUGCCAAGCUGGGUUUACAGACAGAGACUAUCAGUGCUUGUGUGUUAAUGGAUCUGGAUUUAAAGGCCAUAAUUGUGAUGAGGACAUAGAUGAGUGUUUGAACGGAACACACGGUUGUGAUGUGAAUGCUGAGUGUAACAAUACCCUGGGAUCUUACAAGUGCACGUGUAAAGAUGGAUUUCAAGGAAAUGGAACUAAAUGCACAGAUACAAACGAAUGCACUGAAGGAAAACACGACUGUCAUGUAAAUGCUGAGUGUAACAAUACCUUGGGAUAUUACAAAUGCACUUGUAAAGAUGGAUAUGAGGGAAAUGGAACCAACUGUACAGACAUAGAUGAGUGUUUGAACGGAACACACGGUUGUGAUGUGAAUGCUGAGUGUAACAACACCCAGGGAUCUUGUAAGUGCACGUGUAAAGAUGGAUUUCAAGGAAAUGGAACUAAAUGCACAGAUACCAACGAAUGCACUGAAGGUAAACACGACUGUGAUGUAAAUGCUAAGUGUAACAAUACCUUGGCAUCCUACAAAUGCACUUGUAAAGAUGGAUAUGAGGGAAAUGGAACCAACUGCACAGACAUAGAUGAGUGUUUAAAAGAAAUACACGGUUGUGAUGUGAAUGCUGUGUGUAACAAUACCCUGGGAUCUUACAAAUGCACUUGUAAAGAUGGAUAUGAGGGAAAUGGAACCAACUGCACAGGAUUUACAGCUGUGUUUACAAAUCUUGGUAAGAUUGAAUCAGAGGGUCCAAAGUCGAUUGGUAGUCAUUACAAAGAUCAAGACCAUGACGGACAAGUAACAGUGUCCAGCGGUAUUCAAGUGUGGACUGUGCCACGCACUGGUGAAUACAGAAUAGAAGCAAUAGGAGCCUCAGGGGGCUACAGUGAGGACAGUUUUAUCAAAACCGGAGGAAGAGGGGCACGAAUGAUCGGAAACUUUAAUUUGACCAAAGAUGAGAUCAUUCAUGUACUUGUUGGUCAAAAAGGGGGAAAAGGGAAUUCAAACCCAAAAACUGCCGGAGGUGGAGGAGGUACAUUUGUAGUGAGAGAAAACAACAAGCCUUUGAUUAUAGCUGGAGGUGGAGGAGGAAUUAAAAAUGUAUUGGAACAACAUCCUGGAUGUGAUGCGUCCAUAAACACAACAGGGAAUGGAGGGUAUGACUUGCCAUUGGGUUCAGGAGGAAGCAACGGAAAUGGAGGAAACGCCAAUACAGAAUAUUCAGGUGGUGGCGGCGGCGGCUUCUACAGUAAUGGACUAAGCGCUUCGAGCGGUUCUGAUCGAGGAGGUAAAGGAUAUCUUCAAGGAGGAAAGGGUGGAAAUGGUAAGGGUGGGUUUGGAGGUGGCGGUGGUUUUCGUGGAGGUAACCGUGGAACUGGAGGCGGUGGAGGUUACUCUGGAGGAAAUGGUGGAGCUAAUGAACAGUUUUCUUGUGGGGGAGGGGGUGGAUCUUUUAACAGUGGGACAAAUUAG